Messenger RNA from Cottoperca gobio, 588 nucleotides. RefSeq lists its product as uncharacterized. The transcript is spliced from 4 exons. Lineage: Eukaryota; Metazoa; Chordata; Actinopteri; Perciformes; Bovichtidae. The record is from RefSeq and is a predicted model, not a curated record. Bases 41 to 436 code for a protein of 131 amino acids.
CACACACACACACACACACACACACACACACACUGGACAGAUGGAGGAUCCACAGCGAACAUCUGAACCCAUCAACUUUGUGCAUCAGGAUGAAAUCUGGAAAGCACAUAUAAAAGUUGAGAAGGAUUCGGCCGCAGUUUGGCCCAACAAGUGGGGCUCCCUGACCGAGGUCUACAAGGAGUACCAGAAGGAGAGUGUGAAGCUGAAGGAGGUCGUCAGACUGGAGCCCCCCGGUGACCCGGCAGCACGACCUCUGACCCCUCCAGACAAAUUAAUCCAGGUUGCACCCUCUCCUCCAGUUCCUCAGACAACUCAGGCCCUGAUUGGUUGGCGCUCCAGUCACUCACAUCUUCAGCUGGAAAAGUAUGCCACGGUGCAUCAUGGGAGGCGUAGUUUUCUGAAGGAGCUGGGCUGGCCUUGUGACGCUUGCAGCUGACUAAUGAAUGAAUAACGAUUAACUGCCUCAGUGAGAUAUGAGGAUGUAGCAUUAAAUAAAGACAUACAUUAAAUCACAAGAUUACAUCUAUUUUUAAAAAAGCAUUUCAGAUGUAUUAGCGAUGGAAAUGUUAUUUCAUGUCCCUCCACAAC